AUAAGUAAUUGAGUGGGUUAUGAUAAAAAAAUCACUCUGUAUAAUAAACAAAUUAAAUAUUUAAUUUUUAUAAAAAUAUAUAAUAUUUAAAUCAUAAGGAAAAUAUGGAAAAUUUUAUUCGAAGAACAUUGAGAGAAUAAGAAAUAACACUUCAAUGCGAAGAAGAAAAUUGUUCGAAGCGGGUAAAAAAAGAAUCAAAUCGAGUGCUUCACUUAAAUUUAGUGGACCCGAUAGAGAUUACGGUUUAGUAGAACCCUUAGAUAAUAUUCCAUCUGAAGAAGAGCUACGUGAGAAGAUGAGUAAUUUUUUGGUAAAAUUAAACGAAGUUGAUGUAAAAAAACUAGAAUUUUCUACAAGGGAUCAACGCCACAGCCAAGAUUGGUACAUAGAAAGAAAAAAAAGACUUACUGCAUCAAAUUUUGGAGAUAUUUGUAAAAUGCGUGUCAAUACAAGUUGUCGCAAAAAAGUGUACAGUCUUUUAUAUGGUCCUCGUGUCACAUCGAAGGAAAUGUCUUACGGAAUUGAAAUGGAGCAUCAGGCUAGAACUCUUUUUGAGCAGCUUUAUGAAAAGCAUGUUCAAGCAAAUGGAUUAUUUGUUGAUAAGGAGUACGCUUUUUUGGCAGUAAGUCCUGAUGGCCUGAUUGAAAACACAGCUAUAAUAGAAAUUAAAUGCCCAUAUGUAGCUAGGUCCACAGAAAAUGCAGUUGAAGCUGUCCAACAAAAAUUAUUACCAUAUUGCGUGAUUAAAAAUAAUAAAAUUGAACUAAAAAAAGAGCAUAAAUAUUAUUACCAGGUUAUGGGCCAAAUGCGAAUAACAGGUAGAGAAAUUUGUUAUUUUAUUAUAUAUACGCCAAUUUGGAUAAACGUCCAAGUAAUUAAAUAUGACCAUGAAUUUUGGAUUACAAAAAUGGAGGAAAAAUUAAAAAUAUUUUACUUGGAGUGUCUUUUGCCAGAAAUAGUUUGUCCUUUGUAUGGAAAACGUUUAGAACUAACGGACAUAAGAGAGCCAUAACACAUACAAGA
Molecule: messenger RNA, 1023 nt
Organism: Daktulosphaira vitifoliae (grape phylloxera)
Lineage: Eukaryota; Metazoa; Arthropoda; Insecta; Hemiptera; Phylloxeridae
Exons: 4
Coding region: 155-1012 (285 amino acids)
Source: RefSeq, a predicted model, not a curated record